UAAACUGGCCAAUUGAUUUACCACAAGUUGGCUGAACAAAAUGGCUACGUAUGGUGACGAGUCGAUAGACAGCUAUCUUUACUCAUCUUAUAACCCUUACUCGUGUAGGUAUCUCAAUCCCAAACCCAGGGCCGUCGGGUGGCGGCAUAAAAACUACCUGGCCGAUUGUGGUCACGCGGAGACGUACUUCGACAACCACCAGAGAGCACAGUUGAAAUCAAUCCUGUCCCAGAUCAACCCAGACCUCACACCGCGGCUUCGGAAGGCCAACACCAAAGAUGUGGGUGUGCAGGUCAACCCCAAGGCCGACGCGUCCGUGCAGUGCUCGCUGGGGCCGCGCACGCUCUUGGCCAGGAAGCGGGAAGCUCUUCGGCGUAGGCAGGAGAACCAGCCGCCCGGAAGCCCCGUCGGUAGCACGGUUCGCUAUCCCCGGACCCUGGGUGUGUACUCUCCCAUCGCCUCCCGGAGGCUCUUCGACUUCACAGACCCGGACAAAGAGGAGGAUGAUCCAGCCCCAGCCCCAGCCGCGGAGCCCCCUGAACCCGGGGAGAAAAGCGAGGAUGCGGGAGGAGAGAAGGGUGUCGCGGAAGACAAACCCGGGAAGACUGAUGCGAAGGUUGGCCUGGAAAAGGGCGUCGAUGCGAAGGAGGAGCAGUCGAGUGAAACCGAGAAAAAUCCCAAAUCUGAAGACGGAGCAAAAUCCAAGGCGCGAGUGAGGUUUCAGUUCUUGGAGCAGAAGUACGGCUACUACCACUGCCGGGACUGCAAUCUCCGGUGGGAGAGCGCCUACGUGUGGUGCGUCCAGGGCACGAACAAGGUUUACUUCAAACAGUUCUGCCGCACGUGUCAGAAAGCCUUUAAUCCGUACCGCGUGGAGGACAUCACCUGCCAGGCCUGUAAGCGCUGUGUGCCCUCUCCCCAGGCCUGUAAGCGCUGUGUGCCCUCUCCCCAGGCCUGUAAGCGCGCGCGCUGUACCUGCCAGGUGACUCUGCGGCACGUCGACCCCAAACGGCCCCAUCGGCAGGACCUCUGCGGCCGCUGCAAGGGCAAGCGGCUUUCCUGCGACAGCACCUUCAGCUUCAAGUACAUCAUCUGAGCCUUGGGGCCGGCCUCCACCACCACUGCAGCGUCAAUAAAAGAAAUGGCAGUAAACCA
Conger conger (European conger) is the source of this 1155-nucleotide messenger RNA. It is a transcript of the gene zar1, whose product is annotated as zygote arrest 1. The transcript has 4 exons. Gene Ontology annotation, molecular function: mRNA base-pairing post-transcriptional repressor activity. The coding region runs from base 41 to 1096 and encodes 351 amino acids. Gene Ontology annotation, cellular component: cytoplasm. The record is from RefSeq and is a predicted model, not a curated record. Gene Ontology annotation, biological process: translation. NCBI's taxonomy places the organism in Eukaryota, Metazoa, Chordata, Actinopteri, Anguilliformes, Congridae.